Euleptes europaea (tarantolino) is the source of this 2064-nucleotide messenger RNA. Its product is annotated as zinc finger protein 665-like. The record is from RefSeq and is a predicted model, not a curated record. Gene Ontology annotation, biological process: regulation of transcription by RNA polymerase II. The transcript is spliced from 4 exons. Gene Ontology annotation, cellular component: nucleus. NCBI's taxonomy places the organism in Eukaryota, Metazoa, Chordata, Lepidosauria, Squamata, Sphaerodactylidae. Gene Ontology annotation, molecular function: DNA-binding transcription activator activity, RNA polymerase II-specific; RNA polymerase II cis-regulatory region sequence-specific DNA binding. The coding region runs from base 1 to 2064 and encodes 687 amino acids.
AUGCAAAAGAGCCCGGAAGACAACUUCCUCCCUCCAGAUGUGCAUCGCCAGCAAUUCCGGCAGCUCCGUUACCAGGAGGCAGUGGGGCCCCGAGAGAUGCAGGCGAAGAUCCGGAAGGAACAUUUCCACAAAGCAGCUUUUCUGGAGGCUGACUGUCCAUGGAAAAAAUCCGAGAAAGAACCCAAACCCCUCCUAUUCAACAUAAAAGAGCAGAAAAGAAACACUGGAAAAAACCGGAAGAGGGCGAAUGAAUGCUCUGCCCCUGAAGGUUCUGAAUCCCAGGUGUCUGAUACACACAGAAGAAUUAAUCUAGGGGAGAAAGCUGAUAAAUACUCGGAGAGUAGAAGGAGCUUGGGUUGGAAGAGAGCCUCUUCUGGCCAUCAACGACUCCAUAACAGAGAGAUACAUGAAUGCCUGGAGUGUGGAAGGAGCUUUGCUAAGAAUUGCCUCCUUGCUGCUCAUCGACGAAUCCACACUGGGGAGAAACCAUAUAAAUGCUUGAAGUGUGGAAAGAACUUUGCUUCGAGGUCAGACCUUACUCAACAUCAACGCAUCCACACUGGGGAGAGACCAUAUAAAUGCUUGGGGUGUGGAAAGAGCUUUGCUCAGAGAGGUCACCUAGCUAUUCAUCGACGAAUCCACACUGGGGAGAAACCACAUAAAUGCUUGGAGUGUGGAAAGACCUUUGCUCAGAGAGGUAGCCUAGCUACUCAUCGACGAAUCCACACUGGUGAGAAACCAUAUAAAUGCUUGGAGUGCGGAAAGAGCUUUACUCAGAGAGGUUACCUAGCUAUUCAUCAACGAAUCCACACUAGGGAGAGACCGCAUAAAUGCUUGGAGUGUGAAAAGUGCUUUGCUUCAAGUUCAAAACUUACUCGACAUCAACAUAUCCACACAGGGGAGAAACCACAUAAAUGCUUGGAGUGUGGAAAGAGCUUUGCUACGAGGUCACACCUUACUUACCAUCAACAUAUCCACACGGGGGAGAAACCAUAUAAAUGCUUGGAGUGUGGAAAGAGCUUUGCUUCGAGGUCACACCUUACUUACCAUCAACAUAUACACACUGGGGAGAAAUCAUAUAAAUGCUUGGAGUGUGGAAAGAGCUUUGCUUCAAGUUCACAGGUUACUCAACAUCAACGCAUCCACACUGGGGAGAAACCAUAUAAAUGCUUGGAGUGUGGAAAGAGCUUUGCUGCAAGUUCACAGGUUACUCAACAUCAACGCAUCCACACUGGGGAGAAACCAUAUAAAUGCUUGGAGUGUGGAAAGAGCUUUGCUCAGAGAGGUUACCUAGCUAUUCAUCGACGAAUCCACACUGGGGAGAAACCAUAUAAAUGCUUGGAUUGUGGAAAGAGCUUUGCUUCAAGUUCAAAGCUUACUGAGCAUCAAUAUAUCCACACAGGAGAAAAAUUACAUAAAUGCUUGGAGUGUGGAAAGAGCUUUGUUUCGAUGUCACACCUUACUUACCAUCAACAUAUCCACACAGGGGAGAAACCACAUAAAUUCUUGGAGUGUGAGAAGCCCUUUUCUCAGAGUUCACAGCUUACUCAACAUCAAAAUAUCCACAUAGGGGAGAAACCACAUAAAUGCUUGGAGUGUGGAAAGAGCUUUGCUCAGAGAGGUUACCUAGCUAUUCAUCUACGAAUCCACACUGGGGAGAAACCAUAUAAAUGCUUGGAGUGUGAGAAGACCUUUGCUUCGAGGUCACACCUUACUUACCAUCAACAUAUCCACACAGGGGAGAAACCACAUAAAUGCUUGGAGUGUGAGAAGAGCUUUGCUUCAAGUCCACAGCUUACUCAACAUCAACAUAUCCACAUAGUGGAGAAACCAUAUAAAUGUUUGGAGUGUGGAAAGAGCUUUGCUCAGAGACGUUACCUAGCUAUUCAUCGACGAGUGCACACUGGUGAGAAACCAUAUAAAUGCUUGGAUUGUGGAAAGGGCUUUGCUCAGAGAGAUAAGCUAAUGUGCAACGCCAGCAAUUCCGGCAGCUCCGUUACCAGGAGGCAGAGGGGCCCCGAGAGGUCUGCAGCCAACUCCACCGACUUUGUCUCCAGUGGCUGA